Cornus florida is the source of this 3503-nucleotide messenger RNA. Its product is annotated as G-type lectin S-receptor-like serine/threonine-protein kinase At1g11330. Gene Ontology annotation, molecular function: protein serine/threonine kinase activity; ATP binding. The transcript is spliced from 7 exons. Gene Ontology annotation, biological process: recognition of pollen; protein phosphorylation. The record is from RefSeq and is a predicted model, not a curated record. Lineage: Eukaryota; Viridiplantae; Streptophyta; Magnoliopsida; Cornales; Cornaceae. Bases 522 to 3044 code for a protein of 840 amino acids.
AAAAUUGCUUUUUUACAAAUUAAAAGUCCAAGAACCUUAUUGUCAUCCAGUGCUACCUUUGGCGACGUUUUCGGCAACUUUUGUGUCUUUAUACCGGAGCUCCGUCUCCUCUUCGACUUACUUCAUCUGCAAACUCCUUAGAUUCCGGCAUCGAACGCUUUACACAACUUAAGAUGCCCUGGUUCGUCACAUCAAUCCUUAUUAUGAUAAUUUCUUUGGAUUUGUGCCUUUACGAAUGUCUGUUGAUGUCUAUUUGCUAAAUUAGAGCUUUAGGAUGAGUUUGGGUGAGACGUAUAAUAGCUGAGGGCAUUUUUGGAUUUACACAAAAAAAAAAAAAAAAAAAAAAAAAAAAAAAUCUCUCGCCAAGGUCUCUUUAACGGCUAACGGAAGGUAGUAAGUAAGACGCAACAAUUGAUUGGGAGAGUAAUAUACUAUAUAUAUUUUUUGCACAAAAAAAAUAUCUCUCGCCAAGGUCUUUUUACUCUUUUUCCCUUCUGGCCACAAUAGCUACUCAAUACAAAAUGAUCAAUUCCAACAAAAACUUAGCUGCAAUUCUCUGGUUCCUCCUGUUUAUUCAAAUCUCCCUAUUACCAUCUUGUUUAGCAAUAGACACCAUUUCUAAAACCCAACAAGUAUUGGAUGGUCAAACCUUAGUUUCAGAAGGAGAAGUCUUUGAGCUGGGCUUCUUUAGUCCUAGUGCAUCUCAUGUAAGAUAUGUGGGUAUAUGGUACAGAGGAUUCCCCGUUGAAAAAGUUGUAUGGGUUGCAAACAGUGACAACCCAUUGACGGAUACGUCAGGAGUUCUAGUGAUCGGAAGGGAUGGGAAUUUGGUGCUCAUCGAUGACAGAUUCAACAGAGUUUGGUCCACAAAACUAGCUUCCGUUGCAUCAAAUGAUACAAUUGCGGUACUUCGUUCUUCAGGUAAUCUUGUUCUUAUUGAAAACAAAUCUAACGGAAGUGUCUUGUGGGAAAGCUUCAGUCAUCCAUCAGAUACUUUGUUGCCGGGCAUGAAGCUGGGAUUGAACACUAAGACAGGGGAAAGUUUAUUUUUAACAUCAUGGAAGAGUGACAAGGAUCCAUCAACUGGAAGUUUUGUCUUAGUUUUGGAGCCUCGUGAACUGCCAGAAGGUGUGAUCUUAAACGGAACAAUCCAAUGCUGGAGAAGUGGGCAGUGGAACGGGAGGACCUUCAUAGGAAUUCCAGACAUGGAUACAAACUAUCUUACAGGCUUUAACCUUGUCAAGGAUAAUCAGGCAGGAACGAUCUAUUUUGUGUAUUCUUUAUUCAAUAUGUCGUCAUUUCCAUUGUUUUUGAGUCCUCUGGGAGCUCUAAUUCAAACAAACUGGGAUGCAGACACUAGAAAAUGGGUAAAUUAUGUGAUUGCACCCAAAGGUCCCUGUGAUAUUUAUGGUACAUGUGGCCCAUUUGGGAUCUGUAAUGAUAGGAACUCCCCAAUAUGCAAUUGUUUGAGAGGGUAUGAACCAAAGUCUACAGAAGAAUGGCACAGAGAAAAUUGGACAGGUGGUUGUAUAAGAAGAGUUGAAAUGCAGUGUGACAGGAAUUCGAGCAUUGAUGAUAGCAAAGCAGACGGUUUUAUAAAGCUGACAGGAGUAAAACUACCAGACUUCUCAAAUUUUUUGGAUUUAGAUGACGCUGUUGAUUGUGGUAAUUUUUGCCUGAAGAACUGUUCAUGUGUUGCAUAUGCAAAUGUAAAUGGAAUUGGUUGUCUGGUUUGGGGAGGACAUCUGAUUGAUGUUAGGGCGUUCUCUUAUGGUGGAGAGGAUCUAUACCUUCGACUCGCAUAUUCUGAACUAGGUGAAAAGAGACGAAUAAGGGGCUUUAUCAUUAUACUCAUAGUCAUCUCCACGAUAAUCGGGCUCAGUAUUUUGGCAUAUAUUUUAUGCAGAAAGAAGACCUCACUUAGAGGUGCAAAGACAAUCAUUCAGAAAAUAUUUUCCAGUAGAAAAAGGAAAAUGUCAGCAGAUUCUCCGCAAGCCUUUUUGCCUCGACAUACUAUUUAUCAAGAAGAAAGCUCAGACCUUCCAUUUUUCAACUUGGAAAAGAUAGCAGCUGCUACAGAUAACUUUUCUCUAGCAAAUAAACUUGCUGAAGGGGGAUUUGGUCCUGUUUACAAGGGUAAGCUACCAAGUGGACAAGAGCUUGCUGUCAAAAGACUUUCGAAGAGCUCAGGACAAGGCAUAGAAGAGUUCAGGAAUGAGGUCAUAUUAAUUUCCAAACUCCAACACAGGAACCUUGUGAAGCUACUUGGCUUUUGUAUUGAGGGAGAGGAGAAAAUGCUGCUCUAUGAGUUCUUGCCAAACAGCAGCUUGGACGCCUUCCUCUUUGGUUCAAGUAAAAAGGCAAUACUGAACUGGGAUCAAAGAUGUAAAAUAAUUGAGGGCAUUGCUCGAGGGCUUCUUUAUCUUCAUCGUGAUUCUCGCUUAAGGAUCAUUCACCGAGAUCUCAAGGCGAGCAAUAUUCUACUAGACGAGGAAAUGAACUCAAAGAUUUCUGAUUUUGGCAUGGCCAGGAUUGUUAUGGGGAAUCAAACUCUAGCAAACACCAAUAGAAUUGUCGGAACUUAUGGCUACAUGUCCCCUGAAUAUGCAAUGGAAGGAAUAUUUUCGGAGAAAUCUGAUGUCUUCAGCUUUGGAGUCUUAUUGCUAGAGAUCAUUAGUAGUAAAAGGAACACCGGCUUUUAUCACAAUGAAACCUAUCGGAACCUAUUGCAUUAUGCAUGGCAGUUGUGGAAUAAGGGAAAAGCAAUGGAGUUGCUGGAUUCAAAGAUAGCAGACUCAAUCAGCAGUCCCGCGCAAGUGAUGAGAUGCAUUCAUGUAGGUCUCCUAUGUGUUCAAGAACAACCAAAUGAUAGGCCAUCCAUGGCUACAAUAGUUUUCAUGCUCUGCAAUGACACAACUCUUCCUACUCCAAAACAACCUGCAUUUAUCUUAGAGAGAAGCACUAGUGAAUCAAACUUACCUUUGCCUAACAGCUCUAUAUGCUCCAAUAAUUACAUUUCUAUAACAAACGUUGAAGGGCGCUAACCUUUUUCCCUCUUGAUUCUUUCAAAAAUGUUUUGGAAGUCACUGCAUGUAGGGACUCAUUUACUAUUCCACCAAGUGAUUGCUUAGGGACCUUAGCAGAGGAUCUGGGCUGUUUUUCUCCCAACUUCAUUCUCAAUGCCCCAAAAUUCUUUCUGUACAAGUUAAAUGGAUUUCGUGGAAAACCAGCUAUAUCGAAUAUUGGUUGGCCUCUACCCCUCCCUGGCCACAAAUCAUCAUUAUCAUCCCCAUAUUUUGCUGCAUUUUUGGGUUUGGUCCUCCUAAGGCCUGACCUAGGAUUUUAAUACAGGUUUGCUUCAGAAAGAUCUAUUGUAAGAUGUUAUAUCACUCUUAUAUUGUUAGACAAGAAACUGGUUGAAUAUUAUUUGUAACCAAAACUUAUAGACAGAGUACAUUUGUUGAUCAAGUUAUAAGGUUUAGUAUGUAUAUUGUUUACUAGAA